AUGGCCGCUCUCCGCUCCUCUUCACGAAUCCUCAGCUCCUCCAGGGCAGCUUUCCGACCCAGCGCCGUCUUCUCGCGCUCCAUGGCGUCGGUGAGCGAGACUGAGCAGCCCAGGACCAAGUCAUUCCAGAUCUACCGAUGGAACCCUGAUACCCCGACCGAGAAGCCCAAGCUGCAGACCUAUACCAUCGACCUCAACAAGACCGGUCCCAUGAUCCUCGACGCUCUGAUCAAGAUCAAGAACGAGCAGGAUCCUUCCCUGACCUUCCGGAGGAGUUGCCGAGAGGGCAUCUGUGGAAGCUGUGCCAUGAACAUCAACGGCCAGAACACCCUGGCAUGCCUGUGCCGAAUCCCCACCGAAUCGGCCUCGGAUGUCAAGAUUUACCCUCUGCCUCACACCUACGUUGUCAAGGAUCUGGUCCCGGACUUGACUCACUUCUACAAGCAGUACAAGUCCAUCGAGCCUUACCUGCAGCGCGAUACCCCCGCUGAAGAUGGUAAGGAGUAUCGCCAGAGCAAGGCUGACCGAAAGAAGCUGGACGGUCUCUACGAGUGCAUUCUCUGCGCCUGCUGCUCAACUUCCUGCCCCUCCUACUGGUGGAAUUCCGAAGAGUACCUCGGCCCCGCCAUCCUGCUGCAGUCCUACCGAUGGUUGAUCGACUCCCGAGACGAGAAGACGGCUGCGCGCAAGGCCAAGCUUGAGAACUCGAUGAGUCUGUAUCGUUGCCACACCAUCCUCAACUGCACGCGUGCUUGCCCCAAGGGCCUGAACCCCGGCAAGGCCAUUGCCGAGAUCAAGAAGUCGAUGGCCAUCGGGGCAUAA
Trichoderma gamsii is the source of this 822-nucleotide messenger RNA. RefSeq names its product succinate dehydrogenase (ubiquinone) iron-sulfur subunit, mitochondrial. The transcript has 2 exons. The record is from RefSeq and is a predicted model, not a curated record. The coding region runs from base 1 to 822 and encodes 273 amino acids. Gene Ontology annotation, biological process: aerobic respiration; tricarboxylic acid cycle; respiratory electron transport chain. Gene Ontology annotation, cellular component: mitochondrial membrane. Gene Ontology annotation, molecular function: 2 iron, 2 sulfur cluster binding; electron transfer activity. Lineage: Eukaryota; Fungi; Ascomycota; Sordariomycetes; Hypocreales; Hypocreaceae.